Molecule: messenger RNA, 1987 nt
Organism: Adelges cooleyi (spruce gall adelgid)
Lineage: Eukaryota; Metazoa; Arthropoda; Insecta; Hemiptera; Adelgidae
Product: ATP-binding cassette sub-family G member 4-like
Exons: 11
Coding region: 54-1859 (601 amino acids)
Cellular component (GO): plasma membrane
Molecular function (GO): ATP hydrolysis activity; ATP binding; ABC-type transporter activity
Source: RefSeq, a predicted model, not a curated record
GUGUACUACCGCACUCGAAGUGGUUGCGCGCGGACGUUGCCCCCCGAACGACAAUGACGCUUACUGCGACGGCGGAACACCCGCGAGGAAUCGACAUAGAAUUUUCAGACAUAUUCUACGCGGUUAAGGUGCGGACUGGCCCGUUUAAGACCGAAAACAAAGUGAUUUUGAAUAAAGUCAGCGGCCAUUUCCGGCGGAACCGAUUGGUGGCCAUACUGGGAUGUUCGGGGUCCGGCAAAUCGACGUUGUUGAACAUUCUGUCGGGAUACAGACCCGGCGGCUACAGCGGCGCGAUCGCGUUCAACGGCAACGCCAAACUGCGUCCCGCGUCGUUCUGCAAGCGCAUCAGCUACGUUAUGCAAGACGACAUGUUGCAGCCGCUGCUUACCGUCCAGGAGUCCAUGGAAUUCGUCGUAAGGCUUGUGCACUCUUGCGCCGAAAUCGAUGAUCGCAAGCGAAUUUUGAUAAAAGAAAUUCUAAACAACUUGACACUGUACGAGACAAGACAUACGAUGGAGAAGAAUUUGUCUGGAGGCGAACGGAAACGAUUGUCCAUUGCUUUAGAGCUGAUAAGUAACCCAAAAGCAAUGUUCCUCGACGAACCCACAACAGGGCUGGACGUGGUUUCCACCAACCAAGUGGUGUCAGCCAUGAGAUGUUUGGCCGAUUCAGACAAGACAAUAGUUUGCACCAUACACCAACUGUCGGCUUCCAAUCUGGCGUUAUUCGAUUCCUUGUACGUUCUCACUACCACAGGACAGUGCAUGUACAACGGCACUCCGUCCAGACUGAUCGACCAUUUGAAAUCGUUUGGUCUCCAUUGCCCGCUGUACCACAACCCGGCAGACUAUGUGAUCGACGUGAGCAGAGGAUCGUUUGGAAACGACGUGGACGUGCUCGUGGAGAACGCGAGAAACGGCGGAAAUGAAAUUCUACCAGACGACAAAGGAAAACAAGAAUCAAUCAUAAGACUGGAAAAAAUGCAAAAAUACACCGAGUUUCCAGUGGAAACACAUCCGGUGAACUAUACCGCUCAAUUCAGUGUGCUCAUCCAAAGGCUUUUGUUAAUCGCCACCAGGGACAAGUUCCUCGUCAACGCCCGUUUUUUGGUACACAUGUUUUUGGCCUGCGCUUUUGGACUGUCCUACUACGGUAUAGGUCAAAAGCUGUCACAUUCGCUGGACAACAUAGCCAUGUUGUAUUUCACGUUGAUACAAGUAGUUUACACGUCCGUUUACACGCUGGCAAUGAAACUGCCCAUGGACCUCUUCAUCGUUAGAAGAGAAUACUUCAGCCGGUGGUAUUCGCUGGGCCCAUAUUAUGUAUGCAUAACACUGCUAGAUCUGCCCGUGCAGGUGUUGAGCAUAACUAUUUAUACCGUUUUGAUCUACGCGCUGACCGGACAACCGCAAGAGUAUUUUCGAUUUUGGAUGUUUCUACUCAUGUUUAACGUGACCACGUUGUUUUCGCAAUCGUUCGGAAUGUUCAUCAGCGUUCUUUUCGACAAUUUCAUAAUAAUAAUCGUCGUGAUUAACAUAUUGUUAUUGCCUUGGGUGAUGUUCAGUGGCGUUUUUUUGAGAAUCCGAGACACAUCAGAAGUUUACCGUUGGCUGUACGAUUAUUCGUUUCUCAAGCGAUCUAUGCAAGGCAUAUUCCAUUCGGUUUACGGUUUCGACAGGCCAUUUUCUCCUUGUACCGAAGAAUAUUGCCACUACAGAUCUCCAUUGGCCGUACUCAAGGACGUGGAUAUGGCCGAGGACAGUUACUGGGCGAACAUCACAUACAUUGUUGUUUUGUAUCUGAUAAUGAAGAUAUCUACUUACGCUAUCCUGAAAUAUCGGCUCUUGAAAAAUAAGUAACAUGUUAUCUUGGAUUUGUUAAGCAAUAGACAUAACAUCCAUAAUGUGUAUAAUAUUAUAAUUUUUGUUAAGUGUUUUCCUGUUGGUGUACAAUAAUUGUUUAUCUGUAUUAUAAUUUAUUAGUUUGA